Messenger RNA from Acanthamoeba castellanii str. Neff, 1587 nucleotides. Its product is annotated as amidophosphoribosyltransferase. Gene Ontology annotation, biological process: purine nucleotide biosynthetic process; purine nucleobase biosynthetic process. Gene Ontology annotation, molecular function: amidophosphoribosyltransferase activity. Bases 1 to 1587 code for a protein of 528 amino acids. The transcript has 13 exons. Lineage: Eukaryota; Discosea; Longamoebia; Acanthamoebidae. The record is from RefSeq and is a predicted model, not a curated record.
AUGGACUAUGAAAAGGACACUCCCUUCGGCCUGGGCUCCAGCGACGACGAUAAGCCCAAGGAGGAAUGCGCAAUCUUUGGUGUGUUCGACCCCAACGGUGAGGUGCAGGCAUCGCGUCUGACCUUCUUCGGUCUCUACACCCUCCAACACCGCGGCCAAGAGGGCUGCGGUCUGGCCUCCAACGAUGGGUCGAGCGGCUUCCACGUCCACAAGGGAAUGGGCCUCGUCACCCAGGUGUUCAAGGAGAAGACAAUGAAGCAGCUCAAGGGCAGCAGCUGCAUCGGACACAACCGCUACUCUACCGUCGGCUCUUCCCAGCUCACCAACGCCCAGCCUUUCGUGAUCGAGACGCUGCACGGUCCGCUGGCGAUUGCGCACAACGGGCAGCUGACGUCGACCCACAACCUGCGCCGUCAACUCCUCGAGAACGGCGUGGGCAUGUUCACCUCGUCCGACACUGAAGUCAUCGUCCAGAUGUUGGCGAGGAGGCCGCCUGGCGAGGACUCGGAGACGCCCGACUGGGAGGGUCGGAUCAAGAGCCUCAUGGAGUACACGUCGGCCGCCUAUUCGCUGGUCAUCAUGACCAAGGACGCCCUCUUCGGCGUGCGCGAUCCCUUCGGCUUCCGUCCCCUCUGCAUUGGCGAAAUCCGCCCCGACUCGCCGGACAAGAAGCCGGUCUAUAUUCUGUCGUCGGAGUCGUGUGCGAUGCACACCGUGGGCGCCGAUUUCGUGCGAGACGUGGCGCCCGGCGAGAUCAUUCGCAUCGACAAGUCCGGCGUCCACUCGUCCAUCGGUGCCACCCUGCCGCCACAGAAGAAGACCGCGCUGUGCGUGUUCGAGUACGUGUACUUCUCGCGUCCGGAUUCGCUGCUCGACGGCGGUCGACUCUUGGUGCACAGCGUGAGGCAGGACCUAGGCCGACAGCUCGCCCGCGAACACCCCGCCCCCGACGCUGACAUCGUGAUCGGCGUGCCCGACAGCUCGACCCCGGCGGCCAUCGGCUACGCCCUCGAGUCGGGCCUCCCCUUCACCGAGGGCCUCACCAAGAACCGAUACAUCGGCCGGACCUUCAUCGCGCCGGACCAAGCGCAGAGGCAGCGCACGAUCGGGCUCAAGUUCAAUCCGCUGGUGCAGAACCUGCGCGACAAGAGCGUGGUCAUCAUCGACGACUCCAUCGUGCGAGGCAACACCCUCAGCCACCUCAUCGCCAUGAUCCGACAAGCCAACCCCAAGGCCAUCCACGUGCGCAUCUCCUCGCCUCCCGUCCAGCACCCGUGCUUCAUGGGCGUCGACAUGUCCACCUAUGAGGAGUUGAUCGGCCACAACCACACGGUGGAGCAAAUCCGCGACCACAUUGGCGCCGACUCCCUGGGCUACCUCUCCAUCGAGGGCAUGAUGCAGGUGGUCCGCGAGGGCGUCGUCGACCAGGAUAAGGACGGCCACUGCAAUGCGUGCUUCAGCGGGGAGUAUCCGCUGGAGAUCGAGGACCUGGUGCCCAUCAGGGCGGCGAGGGAGGAGCGGGAGAGGGAGAACCACCGGCGAGAGGCAAAGGCCACCCCCGACAAGGAGGCCGAGCCCGCCUGCUGA